AUGUUGCGAAGCUUCUGCAGGGACUCUUUCCACCAGGCCUCCUUCUCAUCCCUCAGCCGCGCGGCGGCGGCGCUCCCGGCAGAGAAACUACGGAUGUGGAAAUUUCCGGUCAGCAGAGCUGCCGUGAAUGCCCGCGACGGCGCGGGGCUGGCGGAUGUGAGAAGGCGCGUCGGAGAGGAUCGGGCCGAACGUGAUGCCAUUUUUGCUCGAGGGUUAAACCCUGCUCAGCGGAAAGUAGCAGCUAAUCGAGGGAAUGGAAAUGGAAAAAGAUUGUUAUGGUUAUCCUCGUGUGAAGAAGAAGAUGACUCGGGCUUCGUGUGUUGCUCGGCUGCACUCAUUUCUUGCACUGCCGGAGGUUCUAUGACAGUGGCAUCAGAUUGCGCACCAAUGGAGGCAGCAAUGCACCAUGCAUGGAUCACAAGGCGAACAAAGAAGAAGUUCAAGAAAAAUGAAAAUCACCUUGAGAUGAUAUUUCCUUUGCAACAGUUGCCGACCCAUUCCUGUGUAGAUGCCGCAAACCCACCAAGCAAACAGCAAGCCUUCGGUAAGAAGGCAAGCUGUGUCAGGAUCUAUCCCAUGGCAUGUGGCUGUAACGACAGCAAGGGCAAUACCUCCCUCCACACAUAUUGCGUGACCAAUGCACGCACUUUGUUGAGUUAUGUUCUCCAAGAGAAUGAAAAAGAGAAGUAUAGCCAGUUACUCCCUCAGACACUUCUGUUCAGUAAUAUGCCCAGGAACACAAACAAGGAAAUGAGGACUCACAACUUUCAUGAUCUUCAGUACAUCCGAAAAUGCCUGUCAUCCAGUCCUCAUCAGCUGGGGGUGAGUAGGUUGGUGGUAAAGUUUGUCCACAUUGUUCGCAUUUAG
Messenger RNA from Striga asiatica, 867 nucleotides. Lineage: Eukaryota; Viridiplantae; Streptophyta; Magnoliopsida; Lamiales; Orobanchaceae. The record is from the annotation of a GenBank genome assembly.